AUGUCGUUGCAUAUCUACAUAGCUCACUCUGGUGAGCAUCUACUGGCUGAUCCAGUAUCCUUUGCUUCUCCCGAGGCCUUGAAAUCAUGGAUCCUACGAAACACCGCGAUUCCGGCCCAGAGGCAGAUCUUGAUGACCGCUCGGGGCAAGAAUGUGAAGAUCCAGACGCUUGCCACCGAAAACGAGAUCUUCGUCUACGAUAGACAAUUCGUGCUCGAGCCCGGCGAAAUCGAGCUUCCAGAACUCCCCAUACCCCAACCUUUCAAGCCGACCGACCCUCCGGCAUCCCUCACCGAUCAAAACGACCUGCAGGCAUGGCGCAACCUGUUCAUGGCCAGAAGAAGUUGGGCCCUCGAAAUCUCUUCGCAAUGUAGUGGAGCUGGCAAAGCCUUACAAGAACAUAACGAACGGAGUGAUGUCAUAAAUCGGGCUGUCGGCGUCGCGCUGGAGAACCUCAAAUCGCACGUGGGAAAUCUCGAGCACCGCUUUCAAGAGGCGCAAACCUGGGCAAACAAUCUCCUCGAGGAGCAACAGGCUGCGAUCGAUGGCUGGCAGCAGGCUCUCACAAAAUUGGAGGAUGUUCCAGCUCGGAAAGAUUUCCCUUUGCUUGGACGGCCCUCUACGCCCAAACUCGAUACCAACCGACCCACCGGUACGCUCAGUGACUUUAUUGAUCGAAAUGAGGUUCAGCAAGCUGGUACCGAUGCAGCAGCCGCUUUUCCUCGUUUCGCAGGGCAGAUUCAGAGUCUAGAAAAGACAGUCGGCGAUAUCGCAUCUAGCACUCAAAGCUUGUUGGAGGAAGUUGAAACCGCAGGUGGCGCAGAAGGGGAUGACGGUUUGCUGGAGGAGGUGGAAACUAUUGCAAAGAAGAUCGGCUCCGAUUAUGAGCAUGUUCUUGGCCUGCCCAACAACCAGAAGAUGCUGGCUAAUGUUUCAAGACUCGCUCUCAAUCACACUCAAAAUCUCCUCCCGUCUCUUCUUGCCGCCAGUGGCGAUCUCCACCAAGCAUUGCGAUACGCCGUGCAACGCCGUGCGGCCGCCGAGAAGAGUGCUCUACAGCACAUGCGUACAAUAUCGAUGAUCGAAUCGAGACUCGCUGAUGCCCAUGCACAGAUAGGUAGCCUUGAUGUUGACAGUCAUUCCUUUGACGUGAUCUACUCUGUGUUCCAGAUGCCCCUGAUCUACGGAUCUAUAUUGAUCGAGGCUGUGCGGCGGCGCGAAUGGAGCGAAAAGAUCAAAACGGACUCGAUGAAUCUUGCAGAAGAAAUGGCGAUUCUGAGAGACGAAGAGCAACGACGACGAAAGAAGUGGCUUAAAAGCAUGGGAGACUAUAUUCCGUCCACCGAGACCACUACUCCGGGAUUGAGAGUAGAUCGCAAGGAAAUUGAACUCUACAUCGAGGAGCUGCGAUCGACACAUUCACUAACGAAUUUCGCCGAUGAUCUGUCUCAACAACUCAAGGAUCUAGAUUCCCCCACUCGCCAGCAGAGGCGGCGAACGAAGGCCUUCAAGAACGGAAGCAUAUUCGAUAACAGUCGCAGCUCAAUGCUCCUCCGUGGAGACGACAUGGUGCGAACCCUGCAGGAGGAGAAAACAAAACUCGAAGAGCGCCUCAAAGGAUCAGAUAGUCGCAUUCGCAAACUGGAGGAUCUCCUUCAUCGCCAGAGUCACUUAAGCAGACCGUCAAGCGGCAACUUUGGUGUUGACUUCCCUAGUUCUCCUGCAUCACCCCAUCCAGAUGCACUUUCCCGACGUUCCUCCGUCUCCUCCAGGAGAGUGUCUAUGAAUCAAUCACCCGAAGAUCGAGCACUAGUCCAGCGAAUCGUCACUUUGGAAGCGGAGCUUUCCGCGGAGAAAGAGACGGUUCAGCGGCUCCAUAAAGAAGCCCAUGCAGAGAGGCAGUCCAACUCUGACAAGUAUCAAGAAGCUCAAUCAACCAAGAAAGAUCUCAUCGGGAACCUCGAGGCCCGACAGCGUGAGUUUGAAGAAGAACGUCGAUUCUUGGAGACCGAGUCUAAGAAGCUUCGUUUACGCAACGAGGAGAUCGAAGAGGAAUUGGAUCGGUUAAUGGAUACCCUUCAACACGAAAAGCAGGACCACGACGAGCGAAUUCAUCAACUCGAGACUGAUCUUGCUACAGCCCACACCGCUACAACGGAAGAAAUGCGGAAGACUGAAGACCUGCAGUCGCGCAUACAAUCUCAAGAGGAGAAGGAGCACGCUCUCCAGACCAAGCUUGAUGAUUUGGAACGUGAUCGGGUCGAGCAAGGUCGCAGAGAUACGGAAACCCACAAUGCUCUACAGGCAGCCCUCAUGUCCUUGUCCCCCGGGGGAUCUGUACCUAAUGACUUGCCUGGUCUCAUCAAGGCAGUCGAAGUUCUUUCCGAAGGGCUAUCGAUUCACGCCAAGAAUGCGGAUGACAAUGCAUCAAAGCUAGUCACUGAGAACAAGAUUCUCGAAGAGAAGAUUGAGAAACUCGAAGCGGAGGCCGUCGAAAGUAACAGGAAACUUCAUGACCAGAGCUCCGAUCUGGCUGCCCUAAAGGAGGAGGCUUCCCAGCUUCAAGUCCAGUUAGACACUGCUAAAGCCGAGCUAGAGCAAGAGCGCUCCAAGCUGAAAUCUCUCCAGACUGAAAUUACUGCUGGAGAGAGUGGCUCGGCUGCACUCCGACAGCAGCUCGCAGAAGAGGAACGGAGAAAUGCGGACUUGACGAGAAGACUCGCCGAGGCUGAUUCUCGUGCAUCCCGGUCCAGGGCAGAAUUGGACGAGAGGACCGACACCACUGCAGCAACAGGCGAGCACGCGGUCAGUCGCGACAAAGACCAUGAAGCUAGAUGUUUUGAGACGUCGCAACAGCUGUAUUCGCAGAUCGAGAAGUUGGAAAGGAUGCUAGAGCAACUAGGCUUUGCGAUUAUUCAGCAGGAUGGCCGUUUAGUUAUCCAGCGCGCCUCUAGACUGAGCACUUCGACUUCUGGCCUGGGCGAAAGUCUCGCCCAAUCAGCCAUUGUGUCUGCGAAACCCGAUUCAUCGCUCCUUGGCUGGAUGCACGCUGAAAGCCCCGAGGAAGAAGAAGCCAAGUUCUCGGCUUUUAUGGAAAGCCUCAAACGCUUCGAUGUCGGUGCUUUUGGAGACGUCGUUGUGAAGCGAUUGAAGGACAUAGAAACCCUUGCCCGUAAAUGGCAGAAGGAAGCUCGUGGUUAUCGUGACAAAUAUCACCGCGUCCAAAGCGAGGCCCAUGACAAGAUCGCGUACCGUUCGUUCAAAGAAGGCGAUCUUGCCUUGUUUCUUCCGACGCGGAACCAGGCUAUCCGUUCAUGGGCUGCAUUCAACGUGGGCGCACCGCACUAUUUCUUGCGCGAGCAGGAUUCGCAUAAGCUUCAAAGUCGUGACUGGCUUCUUGCCCGGAUCUCGAAGAUUGAAGAGCGUGUUGUCGACCUUUCCAAGUCAAUGAAUAGUGUCGCUCCGGAGCGGAACUCGCAAGGCGAGACCAGCGAUGGGGCUUCAUUCGAAGAUGAGAACCCCUUCGAGUUGUCCGACGGCCUGCGCUGGUACCUUCUGGAUGCUAAUGAAGAGAAACCCGGUGCGCCUGCUACGCCCGGGAUUGCCAAGAGCACGGUGGCAUCAGCACGAGUUGACGCAAAGGGCAGCAUCCGCCUGAAACGCCCGACGGAAGAAAGCACUGUUGCUCAAACCCUUUCCAGGAGCCUCGAGAGCCGACGCAAUAGUUCCAACUCCAAACGAGGGACUCCCGCGCCUUCUCAAAGGGCCAAUGACUCGGGUAGCGAUCUGGUUCGCCCUGCAGAAGCAGACGCUGGCCCGCAGCCGAGAGAGGCUGAUCCCAUCUUUGACGAGGUUCGCCGCGACCUACUCCUUGGCCCGUGA
Penicillium chermesinum is the source of this 3882-nucleotide messenger RNA. RefSeq names its product autophagy protein ATG11 (gene atg11). Gene Ontology annotation, cellular component: Atg1/ULK1 kinase complex; extrinsic component of membrane; phagophore assembly site membrane. Gene Ontology annotation, biological process: reticulophagy; autophagy of peroxisome; autophagosome assembly. Lineage: Eukaryota; Fungi; Ascomycota; Eurotiomycetes; Eurotiales; Aspergillaceae. The transcript is spliced from 4 exons. The coding region runs from base 1 to 3882 and encodes 1293 amino acids. Gene Ontology annotation, molecular function: molecular adaptor activity; protein kinase binding. The record is from RefSeq and is a predicted model, not a curated record.